Molecule: messenger RNA, 825 nt
Organism: Aureobasidium namibiae CBS 147.97
Lineage: Eukaryota; Fungi; Ascomycota; Dothideomycetes; Dothideales; Saccotheciaceae
Product: putative HAD superfamily hydrolase
Exons: 3
Coding region: 1-825 (274 amino acids)
Molecular function (GO): phosphatase activity
Source: RefSeq, a predicted model, not a curated record
AUGUCGCAAGCAACAAGCCAACCUCCGCCAAUCCGAGCAUGUCUCUUCGAUAUGGAUGGUCUCUUGAUCGACUCGGAAGAUCUGUACACAGUAUGCACCAACGAGACACUACGAAAGUACGGCAAGCCCGAUCUGCCCUGGAGCAUCAAGGCCCAACUCCAAGGACGCCCUGGGCCUGAGGCUGGUCAGAUCUUCCACGACUGGGCCCAACUACCCAUCACUCGUGAAGACUUCCUCCAACAGACGUCGCUGCUGCAACAAAAGUACUUUCCAUCCACACAACCUCUCCCCGGCGUCCGCGACCUAUUACAGACACUCGAUGCGAAUCCCAACGUCCACAUUGCCCUUGCCACCUCCUCCAACAAGAACAACUUCGGCCUCAAGACCGCACACCUCGAAGACAUGUUCGGUGUUUUUGAGCAACAGCACCGCGUCCUCGGCGACGACCCAAGGAUCCCCGCUGGAAAGGGCAAGCCCGCACCAGACAUUUAUCUCCUCGCUCUCAAGACCAUCAACGAGCGUAUCCGCAAAGAGGGUAGAGAGAAGGAAAUUACACCUGCCGAAUGUCUGGUGUUUGAGGACAGCGUGCCUGGUGUAGAGUCAGGAAGAAGAGCCGGUAUGCAAGUCGUCUGGUGCCCGCACUCUGGCCUCUUGAAUGAGUACAAGGGAAGAGAAGACGACGUGUUGGCUGGCACCAGCAUCAUGAAGCAAUAUGGUGUCAGCAGUGGUGGCACUGAGGUGCCUGGAAAGGUCGGCGAUGGAUGGGCGAGACUGCACAUGACGCUCGAGGACUUUCCCUACAAGAGCUACGGCAUGGAAGCAUAG